This is a messenger RNA of Striga asiatica, 1944 nucleotides long. NCBI's taxonomy places the organism in Eukaryota, Viridiplantae, Streptophyta, Magnoliopsida, Lamiales, Orobanchaceae. The record is from the annotation of a GenBank genome assembly.
CCCAAUUAAGGCAAAUUGGUCAUUGAAUUCCCACAAGCAGAAGUAGAAUCUUCUCAACGGCUGCCGUCGCAGCUGCCUGCGCGUGCCUCCAUUGGUUUAUGGUUUGGGAAUAAUGAAGGUCGACAUGGGGGUGGCGGAAAGUGAUUCCUUCGUGCUCGGCAAAUCAAAGCGGAAGCAAGAAUACGAGGGUUGUAUCAGGUGUUUGGAACUGUACGACAAAAUCACAAAUGCCGACAACAAAUGCUUACGAUUGGAGUUAAACGUCUGGAAGAAGGAUUCCUUGAUCGACUCGCUGGAGAGUAAGCUUGGAAGCGUGGAACUCGAAAAACUAAAACUGGAGAACGAGGUUGUAUUGUUGAAGCAGAGGAAUGCAGAGCUUGAAAGCCGUGUUCGGAGUUUUAAGGAGGAAGAUGAAAAGCUGGGGCUGUUGAUGAUCGAAAAUAAGGUAUUGGAGUGCGAGAAGAAGAAGGCUGAGGUUGAUAUCGGGACUUGGAAGUUGAAGUGUAAAGAAUUGGAUAUGAAGUUAUUGGAGGUGGAAAAGAGACUCUCUGUUGGUACACCAUUAACAGUGCAAAGUGAAAAGAACUCAGAUGAGGAUAAAGAUGAUCAAGGCACCAUUAACACUCCACAUAAGCUGGAUAUGGAUCAUCUCGAAGGAUUCAAUAGAAACCGUGCAUGUGGAUUCGAGGCUCGAGUAAGAAAUCGCCUGGAUUUCGGACUCUCUGGUGAAGGGACCCCACGCAAGAAUAUUACCCCCACUACACCUGGAAAUAAACCCCCUUUUGAUGCCACCAUCGAAAUUAGUGACAGUGACGACAAUGACGAUCCUGAUAACAAAAAUGUUGAGAACUCGACAGGUGUCGGGUCGGGAGUUAUUCUUGAUAGCAAUGAUUGUGAGGAAGAAAAUGCUUGCUACUUCACAAGGCCACCAAUGGCAAAGAGGCGGAAAGUGAGGAAACGAGCUGCUUGUGUAGUUAACAGCGACACUGAAAACGAUAGCGAUGAUGACAAUAUCCUAAUCAGCACACUCAUGAGCAAGAAAUCAUCCGCAAACGGUUGUAAUGCUAAGAAUGAUUCAUGUUUGAGCGGUGACCGCGAAAAAUGUACUCCAAAACGACGCCUGAGAAGGGCUGGAGAAAGUGAGGAAAAGGAUCUUUUGGGAAAGCGAAAGUCGAAAUCUUUCUCGGGUGAGGAAGAAGAAGAAACAGACGAGUCGAGUGGUGAAGAAGGCGAAAGCCUUGGUGGAUUUAUCGUGAGAAGCUCGGACGAAUCGGGAAGCGAGUCCAAUGAAGGUCCAAACUCAGGUGAUGAUGGCUUGGAAAACGAGUCGGAUGGUUGUGUCGGGGGAUAUGUUAAGGUGAUGUCUGGGCUAAGAAGAGAGAGAAAGUGCAAGAUGGAUUGGGAAUAUGAAGCUGAUAUGCUUGCCGAUUUGGGUAAAUAUCCGGAGCUUUGUAUGAAGGCCGUAUGUGCUAUCUAUCGUCGGCAAACGUCUGAGGAGCAGUUUCACCAGGCGACUCUGGUUCAUAAUGGACGAGGGUUCAGCCAAGUUCAUGCACCCAGAGGGAGUGACCUGGCCAAGUUUCUCACGGAUGGAGAUCCUGACGGUGACGUGAAUAAAACAGUGGACGAGCUCCAAAAAUUUGACACGAGGGGUGUCGAGCAGUGUAGAAAAUUAGCAAUACACUACUCCAGGCAGUUGUUCGACAUCUACAAGAGUCGGGAGGACCCGUUUUUCCAUCCUUAGAAUAAUCUUCGGCUGGUUUUUGACUUAUGCAAGCAACUAAGCUAUUUUUCUGGUAAAUUCUCAUCAAUGUAUAUUUCUUCUUCUGUUAGGACCUUUUCCUUGUUUAUAUGCAAUGGUGACUUUAUGUAAAGAGACGAAUCUUUCUGCAGGUACAAAUAUUUUGUUUUAUGUCAUGUUUAAAGCAAAGAAUUUAACCAAUA